Molecule: messenger RNA, 2426 nt
Organism: Cuculus canorus (common cuckoo)
Lineage: Eukaryota; Metazoa; Chordata; Aves; Cuculiformes; Cuculidae
Product: G patch domain-containing protein 4
Exons: 9
Coding region: 962-2227 (421 amino acids)
Biological process (GO): regulation of ribosome biogenesis
Cellular component (GO): nucleolus
Molecular function (GO): nucleic acid binding
Source: RefSeq, a predicted model, not a curated record
ACAGCAAAACGUUUCUUCCUAAAUUCUCCCAUAAUAUCUAAACCAUUGAAGAGAAUUAAUUCGCUGCUUGUAGGAGUUCUUCCUAGGAGAUUUUUUGUCUUAAGCAGGAGCUCAGCUUCUCCAGAGAGGACUCUGGGCUGUGGCAAGUGCAUGGAAGCUGUUCUCCAGUGCUUCCCAUAGCAGGAGGACAAUUGUCAUCUCUCGGGGGGAGAAGCGAGGAGAGGGAAUGCUCAGGCUGUUCAGUCCUCAGUGUCUCUGCUCGUUUAAGCAGGAAAACCUUUCUCCUGUCUCUCUCCAUCGCGGCAUCCGCUCUCGUGUCAGUUGGAGAUCAUUCCUCACCUGCUUUCAGCCCACUCUUUGCAUCUUAUGUUCAUCUACCGGCUUCCCCUGGGCAACUUGGCAUCAGCCACCCUCUGUGCUCCCCUCCUGGAUGCUCCCGAGGGGCUUUGCCGUGUUUGUGUGGAGCAGCUGGAUGGAUUCGUGGCUCUGGCACAACGCGGAGGGGAGCGGCCACCUCCGGCCGUGGGGAAGGAGAUGAGCUGUGUGUUCACAGCCCAGAAACCAACCGUGUUCUUGGCUACGUCCAAAACAGUGGGACCAGAAGGUGAAGGAAGAGAUUCUGCCCCUCUGCUCUCUGAGACCCAACCUGGAGCCCUACGUCCAGUUCUGGGGUCCCCAACGUAAGAAGACCAUGGAGCUGUUGGAGUGAGUCCAGAGGAGGCCAUGGAGAUGAUCCAAGAGCUGGAGCACCACCAGGAUGAGGACAGGCUGAAAGAGUUGGGAUUGUUCAGCCUGGAGAAGGCUCACAGGCUUCUGGGAGCAGCUGAGGGACCUGGGAUUGUUCAGCUUGGAGAGGAGGAAGCUGAGGGGAGACCUCAUUGCUCUCUACAACUGCCUAAAAGGAGGUUGCAGCGAGGUAGCGGCGAAUCUGGCUGAUUGAUUUGGAGAGAUUUCUGCCGUCAUGGACUUAUUUUCCCUUUAUUCCUCCAUGGGAGUAGGUGUGGGGUGUCACGUGCGCCCCCUGCCGGCGCGGGGAGCCGCGGGCGCCAUGGCCGGCGCGGAGCCUCCGGGGCGCGGGAUGCGCUUCGCGGAGCGGCAGCUGGAGCGGCACGGCUGGCGGCCAGGGCAGGGGCUGGGGAAGCGGGAGGACGGCAUCGCCGAGGCCAUCCGGGUGAAGAUGAAGUGUGACACAGCAGGGGUGGGCCACGACGUGGCAGAGCCCUUCUCCUUCCACUGGUGGGACCACGUCUUCAACAAGGCAGCUGCCAACAUCGCUGUAGAGGCCGGGCAGGACGGUGUCUCCGUGAAGGCGCUUUCCGAGCAGGGAGUCAGGAUCAGCAAUAAGAAGCCUCGCAAGGCCGACGGCGCUGCCACGAUGCUGUACGGCCGCUUCGUGAAGCCCUUCUGCCUCUCUCUGCAGUCGGCGAUGCUCACAGCACGCGGGGAGGAAUCCACGAAGCUUCCUGCCGGCUCAGAGAGCAGCGAGGACGAGGAAGAGGAGAAGCUGGACCUCUCUUCGGCCAAGAGGCUGACGGAUGAGGAGCUGAUGCGAGCGUGCGGAGGCCGCACAGCACAUAAAGGUGCUCGUCAUGGCUUAACGAUGAGCGCCAAGCUGGCACGCCUGGAGGAGCAGGAGCGAGCGUUCCUGGCCACGUACCACCACAAGGAACAGCAACAGGAGCCUCUCAAGAAUCCCACAGCUGGGAGACAGGAAAAAAGGAAGAAGAAGAAAAGGAAACGGGCUGAUCCCGAGGUCCUGCAGAACCGGGAGCCAGGCGGAGAAGAGGAGGUGGUGGGAGAGGAAGAGAAGGUCAGGAAGAGGAAGAAGAAGAAGAACCAGGAGCCAAGUGGAGAAGAGGAGGUGAAGGGAGAGGAGAAGGUUUUGAAGAGAAAGAAGAAAAGGAGCCAGGAGCCAAGUGGAGAAGAGGUGUUGGGAGAGGAAGAGAAGGUUGUGAAGAGAAAGAAGAAUCAGGAACCAAGUGGAGAAGAGGAGGUGGCAGGAAAGGAAGGGAAGGCUGCAAAGAGGAACAAAAAGCAGCAGCAGCAGGAGGAGAAAGAAGAACCAGUUGAGACAAAGAAGGACAGGAAGAAGAAGAAGGAGGAGGAGGAGGACAAUGAAGAGCCAAAUGAGACAGAGGUACUUCUAGAAGACACAGAUGGGCCAGACCAGGCUGGGCACAGCCCCAGGAAGAAGAAGAAAAAGAAGAGGAAGAGGGAGUCAGAGUGAUCCAGGGCUAAGGCUGCCAGUACUUGGCUGCAAGUGUCCUGGUCCUGCCUGCGGGCACUGGUGGGCGCCCAUGGGUGCUCUGGGCUCUUCUCAAGCAGAGCCCAGCGCUGGGGAUGCUGGGCUGGGACUGGUUGGUCUGGAGCUGGAUUUAUUUCCCUCCCUGAGUCCUCCUUCCAUCAGGAUGACCCCAGUUCCACCA